GCAGCUCCAAAAGGGCAAGUCUUGUGUGGUGUUCCCGAUAUGCAGUGGUUAGUACCUACCAAAAGUGGUACAAGUAAGGAGAAGUGGUGUCAGUUUCAUGGGUACCCAAGACUCAUUGAUGCACUUGGGAGCAAAGUUUAUGAAAUCCAGUGUAAAUCUCACCCAAAGCCUUCAUGUGGAUAUCCUCCAUCCCAAUGGUGCAGGUCUCUGGAGAUCGCCAUAGAAUGUGGGGUGCAGAAACAAUGUAUGGAACUGAAUGCGACCCGGCCAGACCCAAUGGUUUCUCCUGUAGAGAUCUCUCUCUACUACGAGAGCUUGUGUCCUGGCUGUAGAGCGUUCCUAACAGAACAACUUUUCCCAACUUGGACUUUACUGAAAGAUAUAAUGAAAGUCAACCUGGUGCCUUUCGGCAAUGCUGAGGAACUUCCUGAAGAGAAUUCAUUCUCAUGUCAACAUGGAGAACCAGAGUGCUACGCUAAUAUGGUUGAGGCAUGUGUGUUGUAUGCAGCCAGUCAUGCAGCAUUUCCUGUCAUUUACUGCAUGGAGUCAUCUGCAGAUGUAGUAAAAUCCGCUAAGCCUUGUUUGGAGCUCUAUGCGCCAUUUGUUAAAUGGGGGACCAUAGAGUCAUGUACCAAAGGAGAACUUGGCCGCAGUUUGAUGCAUCAGAAUGCAGUGAAAACGCAAGCGCUCAAACCUGCACAUACUCAUGUGCCCUGGAUCACCAUCAAUGGGGAAUACACUAGUGAAUGGGAAGAUAAGGCUAUGUCCACUCUCUUCAACCUUGUAUGCAGCUUGUACAAAGGAAUCGUGCCACCAGUCUGCACUGGAGCCCUAAAAAAACUUGACCGAAGCUUUUGCUAGUUGAAAGGAGGAGUGUUACACAAUACAGAUUUAUAUUGCCUAUAUGAUGCUUUUUCUGUUUGUGUGUUUGAGGUCAAAUAAAAUAUUAUAAUGUUGACAAUCUGAA
Ctenopharyngodon idella (grass carp) is the source of this 967-nucleotide messenger RNA. It is a transcript of the gene ifi30b, whose product is annotated as IFI30 lysosomal thiol reductase b. The transcript is spliced from 8 exons. The record is from RefSeq and is a predicted model, not a curated record. Lineage: Eukaryota; Metazoa; Chordata; Actinopteri; Cypriniformes; Xenocyprididae. Bases 40 to 861 code for a protein of 273 amino acids. Gene Ontology annotation, molecular function: oxidoreductase activity, acting on a sulfur group of donors, disulfide as acceptor. Gene Ontology annotation, cellular component: lysosome.